This is a messenger RNA of Alligator sinensis (Chinese alligator), 7931 nucleotides long. It is a transcript of the gene TRPC1, whose product is annotated as transient receptor potential cation channel subfamily C member 1. Gene Ontology annotation, molecular function: store-operated calcium channel activity; inositol 1,4,5 trisphosphate binding. The transcript has 13 exons. Lineage: Eukaryota; Metazoa; Chordata; Crocodylia; Alligatoridae. Gene Ontology annotation, cellular component: cation channel complex; membrane. Bases 140 to 2338 code for a protein of 732 amino acids. Gene Ontology annotation, biological process: calcium ion transmembrane transport; regulation of cytosolic calcium ion concentration; manganese ion transport. The record is from RefSeq and is a predicted model, not a curated record.
CCAGAGCGCCGACCCCUCGGCCUCGGCCUCCGCCUCCCCCAACAAGCUGCUGGCGCUGAAGGACGUGCGGCACGUGAAGGAGGAAACCACCCUGGACGAGAAGCUCUUCCUGCUCGCCUGCGACAAAGGUGAUUAUUACAUGGUUAAGAGACUGUUGGAAGAGAACAGCUCCGGUGAAAUGAACAUAAAUUGCGUGGAUGUGCUUGGGAGAAACGCUGUUACCAUAACCAUUGAGAAUGAAAAUUUGGACAUACUCCAGCUUCUUUUGGAUUAUGGUUGCCAGUCAUCAGAUGCACUUUUGGUUGCUAUUGACUCGGAAGUAGUGGGAGCUGUUGAUAUACUACUUAAUCAUCGACCAAAACGAUCUUCAAGACCAACUAUUGUAAAACUAAUGGAACGUAUUCAGAACCCAGAGUAUUCAACAACCAUGGAUGUAGCACCUGUCAUUUUAGCUGCUCAUCGAAACAACUAUGAGAUCCUUACAAUGCUAUUGAAACAGGAUAUAUCGUUACCCAAACCUCAUGCUGUGGGCUGUGAAUGCACACUGUGUACUGCAAAAAAUAAGAAAGAUAGUCUACGGCACUCCAGGUUUCGUCUUGACAUCUAUAGGUGUUUGGCCAGUCCGGCUUUAAUAAUGUUAACAGAGGAGGAUCCUAUCCUAAGAGCUUUUGAACUUAGUGCAGACUUAAAAGAAUUAAGUCUUGUUGAAGUUGAAUUCAGAAAUGAUUAUGAGGAGUUAGCCCAGCAGUGCAAAACCUUUGCUAAAGACUUGCUUGCCCAGGCACGAAACUCACGUGAGCUUGAAGUUAUUCUAAACCACACAUCUAGUGAUGAGCAUAUAGAUAAACGAGGAUUGUUAGAAGAGAGGAUGAAUUUGAGUCGCUUAAAGCUUGCCAUCAAGUAUAAUCAAAAGGAGUUUGUUGCCCAGUCUAACUGUCAGCAGUUUCUCAAUACUGUAUGGUUUGGACAGAUGGCAGGCUACCGACGCAAACACACUUGUAAGAAGAUUUUGACUGUUUUGACAGUUGGCUUUUUUUGGCCAGUGCUGUCCCUCUGUUACUUGUUAGCUCCAAAAUCACGAGUAGGUCAAAUAAUUCACACUCCUUUUAUGAAGUUUAUUAUUCAUGGAGCUUCAUAUUUCACGUUCCUGUUGUUGCUUAACUUGUACUCACUUGUCUAUAAUGAAGAUAAGAAGAACACAAUGGGGCCAGCACUUGAGAGAAUAGAUUAUCUUCUGAUAAUAUGGCUUAUUGGAAUGGUGUGGUCAGACGUUAAAAGACUCUGGUAUGAUGGCUUAGAAGACUUCUUAGAAGAAUCUCGUAAUCAACUAAGUUUUGUCAUGAAUUCUCUGUAUCUGGCAACCUUUGCUCUCAAAGUUGUUGCUCAUAACAAGUUCCAUGGAUUUGGUGAGAGGAUAAAGUGGGACGCAUUCCAUCCUACACUUGUGGCAGAAGGUCUCUUUGCUUUUGCUAACGUUCUCAGUUACCUUCGACUCUUCUUCAUGUAUACCACCAGCUCUAUCCUAGGGCCACUGCAGAUUUCAAUGGGUCAGAUGCUACAAGAUUUUGGAAAAUUCUUAGGGAUGUUCCUUCUUGUCUUGUUCUCAUUCACAAUUGGAUUGACCCAACUGUAUGAUAAAGGAUUUGCUGUCAGCAACGACAAGGACUGUACCGGGAUCUUCUGUGAGCAGCAAAGCAAUGACACAUUUCAUUCGUUUAUUGGCACCUGCUUCGCUCUGUUCUGGUACAUAUUCUCUCUAGCACAUGUAGCAAUCUUUGUCACUAGAUUUAGCUAUGGUGAAGAGUUGCAAUCUUUUGUGGGGGCUGUAAUUGUUGGGACCUACAACGUAGUGGUUGUGAUUGUCCUUACCAAGCUUCUAGUGGCAAUGCUUCAUAAAAGUUUUCAGCUUAUAGCAAAUCAUGAAGAUAAAGAGUGGAAAUUCGCUCGUGCCAAACUUUGGCUUAGUUACUUUGAUGACAAAUGCACACUGCCUCCACCUUUCAAUGUCAUUCCUUCGCCCAAGACCAUCUGCUAUCUCUUUAACAGCCUCAGUAAAUGGAUCUGCUCUCAUACGUCAAGUGGCAAAGUAAAACGUCAGAAUAGUCUGAAGGAAUGGAGAAAUUUGAAGCAAAAGAGGGAUGAGAAUUACCAAAAGGUGAUGUGUUGUUUAGUCCAUCGUUACUUGACCUCCAUGAGGCAGAAGAUGCAAAGCACAGAUCAAGCAACUGUGGAAAAUUUGAAUGAACUACGGCAAGAUUUAUCAAAAUUUCGAAAUGAAAUGAGGGACCUACUUGGUUUUAGGACCUCGAAAUAUGCUAUGUUUUAUCCAAGAAACUAGAGCCUGCAUUUUCACAGGGAAGUGUUUAACACUAAGCACCUACAACUGAAAAUGUUGGCUUAAUUCUGACACUAAACCAAAUAGAAAAAAUAUUGUUGUGCACACAACAUUUGAAAAUGUUUGCAUAAGCUAUAGCUAAGAGUUGGAAAUUAAUGCAAAAGUCAAGUCAUUUUGUUGAAAUUCUUUGUGAAUGGUGUGUGAAGCAUAGUAUGUAAAAUAUGUAUAUAGUUUGGGUUUUUUUAAAGAAAUAUGUGGAUUGUGACCUGUCACAAUAGCUAGUAGGCUUAAGAUCUUCCUGGCUGGCAUGCAUAUUGCAUUUGCGUGUGUGUGUGUGUGUGUGCUCAUUUUGCUUGUUUUUUAAGAUGUGGGAGAAGAUGGUAUUUUAAAAUACUUCAGAAAGCACCAAGUUUAUUUUUAAUAGAAAUGUCAAAGUAGUAAAGUUGGUAAUUAUGAUUUUCUAAUUGAUUGCGAUAUAAACUUGAAGACUGCAUGAAUCUGGAAAAGACUACUACUACCAGAUUUUAUACAUGACAUUGACAGAAUGCUAAUAGCCAUGAAACAGAAAAUCAAAAUAAAUAUAAGAUUUUGAAGACUUUCCUAUAAAUUGCAGGUUGGUAGAGAAUGUUAAAAUUUUGGAUUUAAAAACCAAGUUCCACAGAUCAAUUUUAAAAGACUCCAAUCCUCUGCAAAACGUGUCAAACAAAUCUUUUUCUUAAAUGAUUUUUCAUUUUGUAAUGAGUUUGUUAAUCUGGGGUAGUACUUGGUAUUCAAACAUGCCACUUUUCAUCUGCAUUACGAGCAGUUCUCUAGGUUGGGAAAAUCUAAUUUUUAACAAGAAUGAGUAGCACAUUAUGCCUUUGUUGUUGGAAGAUGUGCUUCCAGAAGGCUGUUUUAAUGGUGGUUUUUUUAAACAUCCUAUAUUAAAUGUGUUUUGUCAUACUGCUUUAUUCCUGAAAUAACUGUUGGCAAGUUUGACAUGUUUCAUGUCAGGAAUAUUAUUAGACCUUGUAAUUAUUUGUGACAUUGAUUUUGCAUACAAUGGAAAGCAAGGGCUUUGUGGGUUUUCUGUGCUGGGGGGAUACAGUUUAUCUUUUACACUAAUGUAUAAUUCGGGUUGACAAACUGUAAUUGAGAAAAUGUGAUGCUCUUGUAUUUUUAAUUACAAAAACCAUUAUAUUUAUGAUAGCUAAAGGAGUUAAAGGAUUGAUUGGCAGAAAUAUUGUGAAAGCAAUGUUUUAAAAAUUUGGAUAUCUGAUAAGUGUAUAUUUUAGUGCCAGAAGGCGCAGGCUGCUACAAUGAUCUUUUACCACAACCAAUCCUGUGGUUGACAGAGAUAAGGUUUAUGUCAGGGAUCCCUUCAAAGGGAAUUCUUACAGAAUUGUUUCUUGCAAAGGUGAUAUAUUUUCUGUACUAUUGAAUUAUGCAUAUUCCAAGAGGGAUUUAAAUAUUAGGCUUCUUGAAGUCAUACUGCCAUGGUAGUCUGAAUUGUCUAAUGAGUUUUUUAUUAUUUUUUUAUUUGAAUAAGGGUGUAGCCUCCUUUGUUCUAUGUAAAGAGUCUAAUCCAAUUCUUGAAUUUGGAAGCGAAUCUCAUAUUUGGACUAUGUACUGACAUAAAACUUUGUGCUGUAUAUGUUGUCAUGCACUCCAGAAGAGGAAACGGACAAAUAAAAAGCAAUUUGAAAAAUGUAGUUUUAAAUAUUAAUAGCGAAGUUUGAACGAACUUCUCUAAUUCAGUGCAUACCACAACAAAAUAUGUAGGAUUACAGAAGCUGGUUGGGAGCUAUGUAUACCUAUCUGUUAAUAUAGCACCAUUGCCCUUAUUUCCCUUCAUCUUCAAACUGAUAAUUACCUCACCUCCUUUAUCUGCCUAGCAAAACAUGGAACUCUCCUCAUCUAAUAUCAAGGCAUCUUUUACAUUUUCAUUUAUAUAAAGUGAAUUCUAUAAAAUAAGGUUUUGCUCUUUGUUUUACUUGAGGAUGCAAGUUUGUGUUCACAGUAGCUGAGACAUGAUCAUUCUGAGUGGCUCAGCUCCUCAUGCUUUUCUCUUUGGGCACAAGUCAAAAUAUAGAAGUAAGUGACUGUUCAUGUCAUAUAUCAUUUUUUGUCACAGCCACCGGCCUUGCUCAAGCAAGAGAUACUUUCACCUAGUGUUGACUAUAUCUGUGUUAGUGAAGUUAUCCAAGGCUCCAAGAUCACUUUCAUGUGUCCUACUUUCAAGCUAUAGCCUUAGUGGGACUUCCAGUGAAGGUACCAACAUGAUCAUGAUACUUGGGGCUAGACCCAAUAGAAAGGUAGCUGGUAUAAUCCCUUGCUGCUGGAAUGCAAUCUAGUGUAUGGGGAGAGUUAAGUACUUCAGAAUAGGAUCCAAAGAAACCUACAUGCUCUGUAUGCUUGAGCAGAGUUACCUACAGCUAGCCCAUGGGAAAUGUGGAGGACAGGGGUGUCUUAUAGCCUGCCUGUCGCCAAAGCUUGGGCACUUCCAUGCAGCUGUAUCUAUAACUUGGAAUCUUUUCCCUUCCCUCUUUGAAUGAAAUAGAGGAGGGCUUACUCUCAUAAAAUUUGGCCAAAGGAAGAAGUGGAGAUUAGCAAUGUAUUGGUUUGAGCAUUCUUCCAGGAAGUGGGGAAACUCAGUUUAGUUUCCUCCUCAGUCUGAAGGAUUAAAGUAAACAACUCUCAUCUCCCAGGACAGUGUCUUAACCAGCAGGCUGGGAGCUUGUCUGGAUGGAGACAACUUGCAUCCCUCCCACUAGAAAUAGUGCAGCAAAUAAUUUGGGAUAUUCAAUAUUCAUUUAAAUAGCAGAAAAUGGUCCCCUAGGAGCAGGGAAAAGAACCUAGAUUGACUCCUCCCACCCAGAUGAACACUUAACCUCUUGAUCAUACACUUUCAUGCACACUUUUUCUCCCAUGAAUCUUGAAUUCUUGGUGUACAAUGGCACUAUGUUAACUGGAGACAUAGCAAGUGUCUGCUCUAUACCAACCUAUAGAGCAGGCAGUGGUUAGGGAAUUCUGGCAGAUAGGUCACAUAGGUUUGAACCCUAUCAUGCUGGGAGACUUAAUGGGUAAGUUUUCUAACCACUUGGCUAUUAUAUAGAAAUAGGUAGUAUUGCCACUAGCCCUUUCAGCCACCUUAAAAAAAAAAACAACAAAAAAACCCCUGAUCAGAACUGCAUUUUGGGAAGGGUCCUGUCCUGGGGGUCAUAUUAGGUAUGCUGUGAUUGUGCCUACCUGAUUGACAUUUGACAGUGGGUUUUAUGGACCAUGGUUGAGCUUAGGCAGGAGACAGGCACUGUUCACACUGUAGCAGUUGGCAGUACAUGCAGAAGUAGAAUUCCAGUUGUUCAGGGAGAUUAAAAAUCAAACCAAGAGUUACUUGGAUACUAUAGUUUAAUUGCCUCCAUGGUUAUGGACAUAUCAUUGUAUUGGACAUAAGCUCUCCAGUUCUGUUUUAGCCAUCUAAUUCCUUUAUUAACUUUAGUCUCCGAUUUCCAAUUCUUAGAUUUCAUCCAAAGCACAACCAUUCAGUUUUUGCUAGGCACAAGUAUCUGUACUAAAAUGUGUGGGGAACCAUGACUUGGAUCUGCCUUCAUGAGAGUUAUUUAUGUGAUACUUUUCAAGUUGAAUAUAUGGUGUAUUAACAAGACGGUUAACUAAUGGAUAACUCAUUAGACUUAAGAUGGGUUAUUUAUUUCCUUCUGCCAAUAAAAAAAAAAAAAAAAAGGUAAGCAUUUUCUCUACUAAAAUUUAGUGACCGAUUAGUCUUAUGACUCAUGAACAUCUAAGGGACUUCUUUUCUUGUCACCUCAUAGGACCUGCCACGGCUCCAAUUGCAUAAGUGUUCCCCAAAAAAUUCAAAAAUCAACAUCAAGAAGAAUAAAAGGCAUUUGAUUAGAAUUUAUUUAGAUGCAGGAUUCAUAAUUUUUUCAUUCAAAUUACUGUACUACCAAGACACGGCAGCAGUAAACAUUUCUUCUGUUGAGACUGUUUGGGGUGUAUUGAUUUUUUUGAGAUUUCUUUGAUCUUUCCCUCCUCCCUCCCUCCCCCCCAAGUGCUGUAUUUUUGUCAUAGGAAGUUCUUUUUUUCUUGAUCACAUUAAUUUCUGUUUUACUCCUUAUGCAGGAAUAUUUCCUUUUGCUAGUAUUUUUAAGUAUUCAUGCACGACUGUAACAGAAGCAGGGGGAAGCUAUAGCCAAAGCUGUAUCAGAGUGUUGUCUGUCUUCAUCUUUCUAAAUAAAAAUGUUGGGUUUUGAUUUACCUUUUAUUUCUGGCAAAAGCAGCUUCAAAAAUGUCUCUAAGGUAUCUGUCUUUUGUCCUUGACAAGACCAAGUAGGACCAAUAUAGUGUUUCUCUCUAUUUGCAUAGAAACCUGUAUUUGAAAACAAGGUUUAAUAUGGAGAAUUAAAAUCUGAUUUAGAAAUGGAUACCACUAAGAUUUUUUCCAAAUAAUAAUAAAAAAAGGUUAACUGGGUUGUGGUGAAUAGGGCAAAAGACAAGCAGUCAGCAGACCCAUGUUUCCACUGCUGGGUCUAUCACCUUUAAGCUCAGCAAGUGACUUUAUGCUUCUGUACCUCCACUUUGCCUUCCUCCUUUAUUCUUUGUCUAGUUCAGGGGUCAGAAGCCUACAUGUCAGCUCCAGCCUGUGGAGCCCUUUGAACGGUGGUUUCCAGUACCAGUUAAUGCUUCCAAGCACUACAGUAAUGCAAUUAGUAACAGAAUCAAUUUAGAAACACUAUUUUCAACUUGGUGCCGUUUUAAUAACACUUGCAUCUUACUUGGUUAUACUUCUAUUUUGAUUAUCUUAGAGGUCUCUUCAUAGCAUGCCAAAGUAUAAGAGGCCCUCUGAACAAUAUUAACAAUAGAAAAGUCUCUUCUCAAGCACUCAAGUCUAAGAUGCUUCCAUGGGCAAUUUCCUAUUGGCAGAGUUGAGCCUUUGCAUAACUAUUUUUGAUUGUAUAAGCAUAGCUUGAUGUUUACCUUCCCCAGAGUUCUUCAGCUUCUCUAUUAUCAGUCUGUAAGAGCUGCAUUCCUCCCUGAGCUCAUCAUUGCUGCUCUGCAACUUUGGAAUAAGGUUUUGACCAGAUAUAAUGAAUAAAACUAAUGUAGGGCAGUAACUUCUGUUUUAUUGCAAGCCCCUCCAUCCUACUUCAGGCCUUUUCCUUUAUGUAUAGUGGGUGGGUAUGAUACUGCUGUCCAAUUAAAAUGAAUUGCUUGUGCUUUGUAGCACUUAAAGCUACAUGAAUCGGCAGACAGAUAUGCUACCACUUACAUGCUGCUGUCUGGCUGAGCAGCACUCUAUUGUGCUCCUUUCAUGGUAGCGAUCAAAAUUCAAACUUCGCAGGUGUAGUUCACUGCCACUGUAUUACUCGCUACCCCUUUCCCAUAUAGGGAAAGCUAACUGCCUCUCAGAAUGUAGUCAUCAGGAGAUAAAAGCAUUGUAUUGUAGUACACUUCAAUUCUUCAAAGCAUUAAUCCAAUUUUAACUGACAUUAGUAGAAAGAUUCAUUGACUUCAAUGGAUACAGGCCUUUAAUGAGCCCUCUAAAGGAAAAUGUGAUCCCUCUCUUAUUAGGCAAGUCCCACAGCAUCAAAAGCACAUA